Schistocerca gregaria is the source of this 4890-nucleotide messenger RNA. RefSeq names its product facilitated trehalose transporter Tret1-2 homolog. NCBI's taxonomy places the organism in Eukaryota, Metazoa, Arthropoda, Insecta, Orthoptera, Acrididae. The record is from RefSeq and is a predicted model, not a curated record. The transcript is spliced from 7 exons. Gene Ontology annotation, molecular function: transmembrane transporter activity. Gene Ontology annotation, cellular component: membrane. The coding region runs from base 459 to 2153 and encodes 564 amino acids. Gene Ontology annotation, biological process: transmembrane transport.
AGACAGUGGCAUAAUGAGGCGGCGCUACAGGAAAAUAGAUAGUAAUAACCGUAAUAAUACUUAUAAAUCAUAUAAAUCAUUUCUCUGCAAUUGUCUUACAGAGAUAUAACAAAAAAUUGCAAAGCUGCAAAGACAUUCAACAGAAUCUUUGGCAGACAGGAUACUGAGUGUCGUUUUAUUAGAGAACUAUAGAUAGUCUGACAUAAAAUGAGCAACUUUCGCCAGUUUCGUAGCUAGUUCGGAACAAAAUUUAAGGAAAUUUAGCAGCUCUGAGUCACAUCCAUAGAUAAAACUGCCGUUCACCGCCUACGCAGAGACGGUGUACUGGAAUAAGUUCUCCCUGUAGUCUUUGGAAAGGGCUGGGUGGUUCAAAAUAUGUGUUAGAUAGGUUAAUUACUUCAGCGUUAGAUAACUUGUUACAAGUAGUGAAACUCGUUUACUAUUUUCUACAGAAAGUGAUGUGUAUCAACGGUUGGGAACUCCUUCUGCUGUUGAAAACAAAGUUGUGCGAAGCAUAUCAUGGAAGUGGAAAUAUUCACAACUGCAGCUGGUGGCAGUUUUACUGUUAUUCGUUGAGAAAACGAAACAAGGAUGAGGCGAAACAGAAGGAAGCCGGCGCCUGCUGUCCCCAGGAUGACGUCCAAGCCAAGCAAGAGGAGCGGCCGCCUCUCAGACCACAGCUGGUGGCGGCGCUGCUGGCGUGCUGGGUUGCGCUGGCGUCGGGCGCGAGCCUGGGCUACGUGACGCCGGCGCUGCCGUCGCUGCAGGCGGCGGGCUCCGGGCUCCAGGUGAGCGACGAGCAGGGCUCGUGGGUGGCGAGCCUGGCGAUGCUGGGCGCGCUGGCGGGCGGCGCGCUGGCCGGGCCGUGCAUCGCCGUGGGCCGCCGCGCCGCGCUCUGGGCCGCCGCCGCGCCGCUCGCGCUCGCCUGGCUGCUCGUCGUCGCCGCCACCGCCGUCUCACACCUGUACGCCGCGCACGUCAUUAUGGGCGUCUGCCUCGGCGUCAUCACCGACGCCGCGCAGGUGUACGUGAGCGAGGCGGCGAGCGCGGAGCGGCGCGGGGCGCUGGGCUGCGUGCCGGUGCUGAUGUUCAACGUGGGCAUCCUGGCCAGCUACCUGGCGGGCGCGUUCCUGGGCUGGCAGCUGCUGGCGGCGUUCGGCGCCGCGCUCACGGCGCCCGCGCUGCUGCUGCCGCUGCUCUUCCCGGAGUCCCCCGGCUUCCUGGUGGCCAAGGGCCGCCUCGACGAGGCCGCGGCCGCCCUGCGCGCGCUGCGCGGGCCCGUCUGGGACAUCCAGCAGGAGCUGCAGGAGCUGGAGCACUGCGAGCGCGCGCCGCCGCUGUGCGCGCGCCUGCGCAGCCUGUGCUGCCGCGAGCGCGGCAAGAAGCACCAGGGCUCGCUGCUGCGGCCGCUGCUGCUGGUGGCCGCGGUGCGCGCGCUCAGCCGCUUCUGCGGGCUGCGCGCCAUCCUCUGCUACACGCAGACCAUCCUCGUCGGCUCCAACUCCAGCAUCGACGUGCCGCUCUCCGUCGUCGCCACAGGCGCCGUCCAACUCGUCGCCACGCUCGUCGCCUGUCUCCUGCUCGACAGGGUCGGCCGCCGUCCGCUGCUCAUCGUCUCUCAGGCGGUGAUGGGGUGCGCGCUGGUGGGCCUGGGGUGCUACCUGUUCUACCGCGACGACGUGGACAACGCGCGCAACACGCUGCUGGGCUGGCUGCCCAUGGCGGCCAUCCUGGUGUACAUCGUUGCCAACUCGAUGGGCCUGGGCCCCGUGUCGGGGCUGGCGCUGGGAGAGCUGGCACCGCAGCGCCACCGCAGCGUCGUCAGCUCGUUCACCGGCGCCCUGUCCUGGCUGUCCGCCUUCGUCAUCACCAAGACCUUCCUGGACCUGCGCUCCUGCCUGCACCUGCACGGCGCCGUCUGGGCCUACGGCGCUGUCUGCUUCGUCGGCGUCGUCUUCGUCUGGCUCUUCGUCCCCGAGACGCGGGCCAUCACACCCUACGAGAUAGAGACGCUCUUCCGCUCCAAGGACGACUCCGACUCUUCUGUGGAGAGCGACAGCAGGGGCGUGGCCAACGGCAUCUUCGUCAUCGAGGCCGCCGGGAACCUCCAGACGGUGAUCGUCGAUGGAGACAAGAAGACGUCACUCCACUAGACGUCCAGACUGGAAAUCUGUCGCGAGCACGAUAUUUGAAAGUACUGUCUGUGUGUCGUGUUUGCAUCCGGUGGCAGACAUUCCUGCAACUCCGCUGUUACCAGCUGUCAGUGCGAGAGACAAUCUCUGACGGUUCAAAUGUUCCUAUGUGUUAUUUUAAAAAUUAACGUCCGUUUCUGCCUCAUCAGUGCAAGUUGGUUGACGCUAACAAGGUUGCGACUCAAGUCCACAAUUGGUCAUCAAAGAGGAUAAAAGCUGCUAUUACCUCACUGACAAAGUGUGGAACAUCGUGCAGUGUGUGUAUUCCUUAACUCCACUACACUCCAACAUAAAUGGAGCUACGGACUCCGCUUUAAUGUCCAUUACACUGUACUAACUAAUGAGACUAUGCUAGAAAACAGGUAUUAUACUAUGUUCUGAACUAUGCAAAAUGUUGAAUUUGCAUAUUCAGUGGUCUCAGGCAUACAAAACUUAUUUUAGAUGGAGAUAUUAUAGAAGAACAAUCUUGUUCUGUUGACAUAUAAGCGAUUUAUCAUUAAAAGGCUUGUGGAAGGAACAAAGUCUUCAAGCGAAACUUAAUUUGACGAAGUAUUUCUGAUGAAAUAGGCAGGUUUCUCAUUUCUGUUGCUCCAGCAGACAAUUCUAUGCAGGCGAGGCAUUUAACUUUGUUUUUCAUUUUCGCUGCCUAGUACAAUCAAAAAUUCAACAGCAAAGCAAACUUCAUUUUGUCACAAACAAAUGCAUUGCAUGUGCUUACCAACAGUGUGUAGUCCUCUGUUUGUAUGCGCUGACAUGAAAUACGUAGUUAACAGCCCCACCUGUCAGCUUCUGCAGUAUUCUGCCGUAUUACGGUAGAUGCCCAUUUUCUUUCCCACAAGCGUAAUGUGAGACGUUCCGAUUCUGGCCAGAAGCAGCACAUAAUUGAGAAAUGCCGUUCAAAUAAAAUCUCCGCUAUUGGCGUUCGAAUUCCAAGUGUCUCCAUCGUCACUGACAUCAAACUUGAAACUGUUGCUCAUACACCCCAAGCAGCUUCAAAUGGAGAACCCAUAGCUUCAUGUGGUUCAGGGCUACCUCCGUUUAGAUGGUAUGAGACGACUAGCCGCUGUUUAGAGGUUUCUGUAUUCCUUAUAAAAUGCCAGCUUCCUUUCUCUUCUUUAUAAGUCGCUUGCAUCACAUGCAACUACUAUUCAGUACUCCACAGAAUGGUUACUCUCAUAUUUCAGACAUUCUUCACACUGGUGUGUGAUUAAAAUGAAAGACGUCAAUAGCGAGUUAUGAAUAUGGAAGGAAGAAGUAAUGGUUUCUUAACAUACUUGGCCUUGUGAUAUUUUGUUCACCGAAGGAAGUUUUAUUUAUUACGACCUGCGUAAAUUAUCACAGCAGCAGGAAGACAAGCGAGGGUAUGCUGUGGCAUGUGAGGUAACAACGUCAAUAUGAUCUCCUCCAAGAGCUGCAGCAGGUGGGACACUGAAAACGAUCCUUGCUACGUCUUACAGUGGACUCUGUUUCAGUGUCGGAAAACAGUAGAAGCUGUGAUGUUAGCGGAUUUAAUGUGACGUCACAAAGAGGUGCGCUGGAAGCUCCUUGUGCAAAUAAUAUGUGAUACCGAAACUAUGAACUCAUCUAUAACAUUGCAGAAAUUUUUAAUCAGUUAAGAAUUUAUUCAUUAUUAUACACUGUAUUGUUGUGAUUUCUAUUAAAUAAGUCAAUUAUAUUACAGUAAAAUUUGUUAUAGAAAUUUAUUUUUUUAUUGUAUCACUGUUGCAUCAUUAAUCCACUAGAAAAUCUGUACAUGGAAAUGACUGAUAUUCAGAAGGACCACCGUAAGAUGUCUACUCAGAGGCUAGGAGAAAUAAAUAGUUGAUUUCAGCGUCCAAUUGACGACGAGAUCGACAGAGACAGGCCAUUUACGUCCAGAUUUGUGAAAAUGACAGUUGUCACUGUAUGAAGCCACUCACAGCUUUUAAAUAUACUUCAUUUGUCCAGAAAUAUAGUUUACUAUGCCUCGACUACGUCCUAAACAAAGAUAAUCAAUCCCCUGCUACGAAAUGAGAAUCAGCAGCCAAAGUCACAGGGGCACAUUACAGGCAGCCUGGCCUCUUCUAUUUUCUUAAUAUUUAUAGGAUUUCAAAGUCAAUCCACAAGCAUAAAUUCCCUAAAGCUGCUCGACGCAAUUCUCAAAAAAGAAAAAAAAAAACUAAAAAACGUCGCCUUUGAAAAUUAUGAGAUUUCCGACCGCUGUUGACUACAAAAUAUUUCGAGCUUAUGAACACAAUGAAGAGGUAAUUGAGUGUUUGUAGUUAUCAUAGAGUCCUGGUUAAAAUCUUAAUACUAGCAAUACUUCUGAAACUUUUAUUUACAUUCCAUGGUCUUUAACAAAUGGAAAUAUUAAUUAACAACUAUUGAAACAUUACUUUUUUAAUAAAAAUCUUUCUAUUUUUAAUUACAAAAUAAAAAUGGUGAACAUUCAUGACACAUUACCAUUGGUACAAAAAUACGAAACAUGAAAUGUAAAAUAAAAUAAUUUCUUAUUUGUAGAGAUUGAACAGUGUUACUGAUGUACGUAAAUUUUCAUUUGACAGUAAGGUACUUCGUAUGUCUAUCAAAUUUUAAUCUGCUAUGCGAUUAUUAAUUUUAAGUAGAAAGAUGUUAUUUUAUUUUAAAAUGUAAUUCAAUAUUAGUUAAUUAAUAUUUAAAUUGUUAACAGUUAAGAAAUUUAAGUAAACGUGGAAUAAGU